This is a messenger RNA of Rosa rugosa (rugosa rose), 3829 nucleotides long. RefSeq names its product protein argonaute 1-like. Gene Ontology annotation, molecular function: protein binding; RNA binding. The transcript has 22 exons. Gene Ontology annotation, biological process: regulatory ncRNA-mediated post-transcriptional gene silencing. Gene Ontology annotation, cellular component: cytoplasm. NCBI's taxonomy places the organism in Eukaryota, Viridiplantae, Streptophyta, Magnoliopsida, Rosales, Rosaceae. Bases 178 to 3444 code for a protein of 1088 amino acids. The record is from RefSeq and is a predicted model, not a curated record.
GGGGUCUCUCACCAACAGCAACAUAAAAAAAUAAUAGAAUAUUCAAAAGGGUGAGAGAGAGAGAGAGAGAGAGAGCCCCUUUUUUCGUUUUCUCUCUGGAAACACCAAAAGCAACCACUACUGCUGCGGUGUUGGUAGUACGGCCCUCAUCGGUUUUCUGCUUUUCACGACACCAUCAUGGUGAGGAAGAGGAGAACUGAGCUUCCUAGCGGAAGUGAAAGCUCUGAGUCUGGUUCCCAGCGUCCCGCUGCUCCACCAGCACAACAACAACAACAACAACAAGGUGCCGGAGGUUCCCAAGGGGGAAGGGGAUCUCCGCCUCAACAGCAGGGUGGAGGGGGUUACCCACAACAACAAGGUGGAGGAGUUUACCAAAGUGGAAGGGGAGCUCCGCCUCAACAACAGGGUGGAGGUUACCAAGGUGGAAGAGGAUCUACUCCACAGGGAGGGCGUGGGGGUUAUGGUGGUGGCCGUGGAGGCUAUCCAACGCCACAACAGCAGUAUGGCGGCCCUCCUGAAUAUCAAGGCAGAGGCAGGGGAGGGCCUCCUCAGCAAGGAGGCCGAGGAGGGUACAGUGGCGGUCGUGGAGGACCUUCUCCUGGUGGCCCAUCCAGAUCACCAGUUUCCGAGCUGCACCAAGCAACCCCAGUUCCUUAUCAAGCUGGAAUCACCCCUCAGCCUGCUUAUCAAGCAAGUUCAUCAUCUCAUCCACCCGAGCCUUCAGAAGUGGCAGAGCAGCUUCAGCAGGUUUCCAUCCAGCAAGAGGAAGCUCCUAGUCAGGCCAUUCAACGCGUUCCAGUCUCUAGCAAGGGUAUGAGGUUCCCUCUUCGCCCUGGUAAGGGUAAGACUGGCACAAGGUGUACAGUCAAGGCAAAUCAUUUCUUUGCUGAAUUACCAGACAAGGAUCUGCACCAAUAUGAUGUAACUAUUACUCCAGAAGUCACAUCACGGGGUGUAAACCGUGCUGUGAUGUCUCAGCUAGUGAAAACCUACAAGGACUCCCAUCUUUCAAGCCGGCUUCCUGCUUAUGAUGGACGGAAGAGCCUGUAUACUGCUGGACCUCUUCCUUUCCAGUCGAAGGAGUUCAAAAUCACUCUUCUGGAUGAUGAGGAGGGACAGGCUGGACAAGCCCGGCGAGAGAGAGAUUUCAGAGUUGUGAUUAAAUUCGCUGCUCGUGCUGACCUGCACCAUUUAGGUCUCUUUUUGCAAGGGAGGAUAGCUGAUGCACCCCAGGAGGCCCUUCAGGUUCUUGACAUUGUUCUAAGGGAGUUGCCUACUUCUAGGUACUGUCCUGUGGGGCGUUCAUUUUACGACCCUGGCUUGGGGAGAAGACAACCACUUGGUGAGGGUUUGGAAAGCUGGCGUGGUUUCUACCAGAGUAUUCGUCCAACUCAAAUGGGUCUAUCUUUAAAUAUUGAUAUGUCCUCGACAGCUUUUAUUGAGCCAUUGCCAGUUAUUGAGUUUGUAACCCAGCUACUGAAUCGUGAUGUUCAAGCGAGGCCACUUUCUGAUUCUGAUCGUGUAAAGAUUAAAAAGGCUCUACGUGGAGUGAGGGUUGAAGUUACACACCGAGGAAAUAUGCGCAGAAAAUACCGCAUCUCUGGUUUAACGUCCCAGGCAACAAGAGAAUUAACUUUUCCUGUGGACGAAAGAGGAACGAUGAAAUCGGUUGUUGAAUACUUUCAUGAAACCUACGGUUUUGCCAUUCAACAUCCAUAUUGGCCUUGUCUUCAAGUUGGAAAUCAACAGCGACCAAACUAUUUACCCAUGGAGGUCUGUAAAAUUGUUGAGGGACAAAGGUACUCCAAGAGAUUGAAUGAGAGACAGAUAACUGCUUUGCUCAAGGUGACCUGUCAGCGCCCUCAAGAAAGGGAGCGUGAUAUUAUGCAGACAGUACGUCAUAAUGCCUAUGCUGAAGAUCCUUAUGCACAGGAGUUUGGAAUUAAAAUUAGUGAGAAUCUGGCUCAGGUUGAAGCUCGUAUUCUUCCUCCACCGUGGCUUAAAUACCAUGAUACUGGAAGGGAAAAGGAUUGCCUGCCCCAAGUUGGACAGUGGAAUAUGAUGAAUAAGAAAAUGGUAAAUGGAGGAAAAGUAACCAAUUGGAUCUGCAUAAAUUUUUCCCGCAACGUACAAGACAGUGUGGCAAAAGGAUUUUGUUAUGAACUUGCUCAGAUGUGUCACAUUUCUGGCAUGGCAUUUAACCCUGAGCCCGUGCUUCCACCAGUCAGUGCUCGACCUGAUCAGGUGGAAAAGGUCUUAAAAACUCGAUACCAUGAUGCAAUGACUAAGAUUCCGGGCAAGGAGCUUGACCUUCUUGUCGUCAUUUUGCCAGAUAAUAAUGGCUCUCUUUAUGGUGAUUUAAAAAGGAUCUGUGAGACGGAUCUUGGCCUAGUAUCCCAGUGCUGUUUAACUAAACAUGUGUUUAGAAUGAGUAAACAGUAUUUGGCAAACGUUGCCUUGAAGAUAAAUGUGAAGGUCGGGGGACGGAACACAGUACUUGUUGAUGCAAUCUCCAGGCGUAUUCCCUUGGUCAGCGACCGUCCUACAAUAAUUUUUGGCGCUGAUGUGACACAUCCUCAUCCAGGGGAGGAUUCAAGCCCAUCAAUUGCAGCUGUUGUGGCUUCUCAAGACUGGCCGGAAAUUACCAAGUAUGCUGGUUUAGUAUGUGCUCAAGCCCAUCGUCAGGAGCUCAUCCAAGAUUUGUUUAAACAGUGGCAGGAUCCAGUAAAAGGGACAAUGUCUGGUGGAAUGAUAAAGGAACUGCUUAUUUCCUUUCGUAGAGCAACAGGGCAGAAGCCUCAACGCAUCAUUUUCUACAGGGAUGGUGUCAGUGAGGGCCAAUUCUACCAAGUUCUACUGUAUGAACUUGAUGCAAUUCGUAAGGCCUGUGCUUCACUGGAGCCAAAUUAUCAGCCUCCUGUGACUUUUGUUGUUGUUCAAAAGCGUCAUCAUACAAGAUUGUUUGCAGACAACCAUCGUGAUCGCAAUGCAAUUGACAGGAGUGGGAACAUAUUACCUGGUACGGUCGUGGACUCCAAAAUCUGUCACCCAACUGAGUUUGACUUCUACCUCUGCAGCCAUGCAGGAAUUCAGGGUACAAGCCGCCCAGCUCAUUACCAUGUGCUGUGGGAUGAAAAUAAGUUCACAGCAGAUGCACUCCAGUCCCUUACCAAUAAUCUUUGCUAUACAUAUGCAAGGUGUACACGCUCAGUUUCAAUCGUUCCUCCUGCAUAUUAUGCUCAUCUCGCUGCGUUCCGAGCGAGAUUUUACAUGGAGCCUGAGACCUCAGAUAGCGGUUCAAUGUCAAGUGGUGCUCAUGGACGUGGAGGUGGCAUGGCUGGUGCUGGUGGAGGACGGAGCACUCGAGCACCGGGUCCAAAUGCUGCUGUGAGGCCUUUACCUGCACUGAAAGAGAAUGUGAAGAAGGUCAUGUUCUACUGCUAGAGGGAUGUCUCAACUGCAAGUAGAAGUUGGCAGAUUUUUAAGAAAUUUGUAGUUUAAGUUGAAAAGCUCUAGUUUCGUUUUGGAUUGUUCCAAUGCUUUUACCGCUUUGGUUCAAUUAGUAGGUACAUUUCUUAAGACUUCUUCCAAGUAGGCAACUGGUAUGCAUUGUUGCUGCACCCGUCUGGGUAAAUCUAGUCUAGUUAUUAUCCAGGGAUUGCAUGCCAUGAUAUAGUGCCGAACAAUUAGUGGCUUUUGUUAUUUUAAACAUGGGCUGGUUGAACGUGAAUGAAUCUGGUAAUGCACUAAUCUUAUUACGUCAAAAAGCCGGAUGCUUGUUUGAUAAGCUAUAAAUGUAAAUGCUUCAGUGUGCUAGUUUAUGUUAUAA